This is a messenger RNA of Cuscuta epithymum, 1808 nucleotides long. NCBI's taxonomy places the organism in Eukaryota, Viridiplantae, Streptophyta, Magnoliopsida, Solanales, Convolvulaceae. The record is from the annotation of a GenBank genome assembly.
UAAAUAAAGAGGAUCUUCAUUGAUGUUCAUGUGCUCAUUUAGUUAUCGCGCCUCGGUCCGCCUAUGUGGUCAACUAUAGUGUUGACCGCUUUUUGUUACGCAUAAUGUGUAUGCGGGGCGUUAGCUGGACGCCUCACGUCUAGGCCCGCUUAGGAGGCGCCUUUUGGCGUGUUUUAGAACACUACUUCUAGCCCAUUUUUAGUCUCAUUUUUGGAAAAUAGAAAAAAAAAAAAGGUUCAUUUUUUGUUCAUAGCUAUUUUUUUAGUAUUAUUAUAGACAUAACCCCGACCCUAUUAUAAACUCUCAUACCUUAGAGAGGUCAUUUAUCUAGUUUAUACCUUAUAGUAGUAACUUAAUACGGAUUAAAAAAGUUUUAAGUAGAGUACCGAUUUUUUUUUUUUUUUUUUUUUUUUUUUUUUUUUUUUUUGCGAUCAAAGGAGUAUAUUAAUAAAACAACGGAGGUUUACAAUCCUCUUUCAAAAGCUCAACAAUCUGGAAAGGUGCAUCAAGUAUUAAAAUCAUCUCUUCAGCAUUAUCCUUGACUAAUUUAGCUAGUUGAUGAGCUACCUGGUUACCCUCCCUUCUAACCAAACUGAACUGUGCAUCAGAGAAAACAGAGACCAGGUCUUUCACCUCCUGUAGCAGAAUUCCAAAACGUGAAGCAUCUCUUCCUGGAUUACACAAGCCGGUCGUGAGUGAUGCACAGUCGCCUUCAAUAAUGAUUGGCAUGUUAAUCUAGGCUUUACCUCAAUACUCCGUACAAAUUUUUCAUCCUGAUGAGGAACUCAAAAAAUGAAACUUUCUCUUGUUUGGCAAGGGAAAAAUGAUACGAAAUUGAAAGAAUAAACACACGGAGUCUACUAAGCAACCUCUCCUUUAAUGCUAAAAAGGAACCUAUAACUUGACUUUUUCUUCAUUUUUUCAAAUUAAUCAUUUUUAUGCUAUAUUUAUGUACUCCAUUCCUGUUUAACUUCUCUUUUGAUUUGACAUAAUUGGUAAAAAUGUGAACAAUGUACAGUUAUUACUCGUUUAGAGAUGUGGCUGUUUACAUACAUCAACCAAAUUAAAAACUUAUUUCUAGAGAUGUUCUUACUUUAAUAAUACUUCUCUCUUACAAAACCCUUUCAUAAUCCACUUCAUUUCACACCAUUUUAUCUGUCCCAUGAUCUUUUCUCUCUUAUUUCUCUCUUCUCACUUUCUUUUCCUACCGAAAAACUCAGAGUGUGUUCUCAAAGGAGAUACUGAGAUGGACAACAAGCCAAGCGUUGGGAGUAAUGAGGUUUUAAUACUAGUGGCUGUUUGUCUCCUCUUGUUUUUAUCUGUAGGAAUUAUGGUUAAUCACCACCAGCAGCAGAAAUUAGCUAAAGAUCACAUUGAGAUAAUCACGAUGAUCAUGAUGAUUAUUGGGCCUCUCCCCCCUUGGGAUAUUGUAAUGAUUUGGAAGAUGAUGAGAAAUUAUUAUUCUUUUCAUCAUUACUACCACACUUAUAAUUCUAUCAACAACGUGAGCAGAAGACAAGUACCCAGUGGACCAAAUCCCAUUCACCACAAGGACAUACCACAUUGAGUUCUGGAAAAGCUUGAAUUUAGGUGAUGGAUGAACGAAGGUUUGAAUUGAAUUCGUCGGAAUCGAGAAUUAAGAUACAAGGAGUCGAUCAUUUGGAAAUAAUUAAGUUAGUAUUUUGGCAUGGACAUAUAUAUUGAAAAUAAAUUUCCAUUUGGAAUUGGAUGUGUAAAAAAGUAGUUGAAAUUAAAUUGUUACGUAGUGUUAAAUAAUAUAAAAAAGUGUGCAUUUACUAAAAUAUUUG